CAAGAAUCGAGCGCGAAGAAUUCAAAUUGGAUUACACUAGCUCGUGAAAAAGAUAUUGGAUAUUGGAAAAUCAAGGUCCUUGAAACGAGAGUGCAGGCUGUUUUAAAACUAUCUGCUGUCUUUGCCUUGUUUUUCCAGUUUUCGUGUUCACUCAGAUACUGAUCAGCAUUUGCACUCUUUAUAUUUUUUGACGCUUUGUUAAUUAUACCUUAAAUGAUUCAUCAUGAUUAGUUAACAAGCGAUAAGUCUAUGGACAACAUUUUGAAUUUUCCUAGAGUCAGCGAAAUUUUAGUAUGAAUUCUAGGAUUUUGUUUGAUAACUUUGAAUUUUGACAAAAUUCUGUAAACGAAGGGCUAGGGUCUUCAUUUGCAUCUUAUUACAAUCGAUUUAUGUAAAUUUAUAAGUAUAUUAUGUACUUUGUGUACAAAUCAAAAUAAGCUAAAUCAAACGAAAGAUCAAAUAUAAAUAAAUUAAGAGUAAUAUUGGUGUCAUAGAGUUAUAAAGAGCGAACAAAAGCCAGUGAAACCGGUGAAAACGUUUUGUAAAACCAAAACUAUGGAUGUGUAUAUGUUUUAACUAAAAUACACCAUCUGUAGGCAGUUCAUUGACAUCUCACCGUUUCUUGUCACUAUAAUAAUACUGAGUUUUAAAUACGUGUCACAGACAGUAAUGUACUUGUUUAUCGUUCCACCAGCUGUUGCCUUACAGUUAAUUCAUUUUAGUUGUCUUAACAGAUGGCGACCUCAAACAAAAUGGAUAUAUCACAAUCGCUUAUAGAAUUUAGCGAAAAGCUCUAUGCGAAGAUAUUGGAAAAAGCCAAGAGCCAUUCGGAGAAUACUUUUCUAUCUCCUUUUAAUGUAUAUACUUCCCUUGGAAUGAUUCUGUCUGGGAGUGCAAUGAAUACAAAAGAUGAGAUAGUAAAAACAAUGCAAUUAUCUGAAUGCUUAGAAAAUGAUAAAUUUCAUGGAGAAAUUGGUAAACUCUUGAGUGAUUUUUCUAAACCUGGUGGUGUUGAAAUAAAAUUUGGCAAUGGAAUUUUCUUUUCUGACAAUGUCAUCAGUAUCAAAGAACGAUUCAGAUUCAAUUUGAUGACUUAUUACAAUGCGUCGACAGAACGCUUAGCAUUUCAGACAGAUAAAGAAAGUGCAUGUAAACGAAUAAACCAAUGGGUUAGCAAGCAGACUUGUGGAAAGAUUCAACAACUCGUUUCAUCGCAAUCUUUAACCGAAGAUACAUCAAUGUUGAUGCUAGCCACUACAUACUACAAAGGUGUAUGGAAAUCAGCUUUUCCUGAGCAUAACUCCUACAUUAAGGAAUUUCAUGGUCUUGACAUGUCGAAAAUGGAAGUAAAGUAUAUGUUUAUAGAAUCUUCAUUCGACUUGGUCAGCUUACCACUAUUAAAGUCACGAGCCAUCAAAAUACCUUUUAAAGAUCCUAACUUUUUAUUACUUGUUAUUCUUCCCGAUGCCCAUAAUGGAUUACCUGACCUAUUAAAAUCAUUAUCUAAAGACAAAGGACUCUCGUCAAUUCUUCUUUCGAAAUUUGAAAAUAUCGAAUUACACUUACAUUUGCCUAAAUUCAAAUUGAAAGAAGGCAAUGCUAUAAGUUUAACGGAUUAUUUAAAAGAAUUAGGAAUGAAAAAAGCUUUUUGUCCUGCAACAGCUAAUUUUUCAAAUAUUUCUGAUCUUGAUCAUUUUUGUAUAUCAAAUAUACUUCAUAAAGCUAUUCUUGAAGUAGAUGAACAUGGUGUAGUUGCAGCUGCAGCUACUGCUAUAGAAGUUGUUACAUUUUCAGCAGCGUUAAAUGAAAAACCUAAAAUAGAAUUCCGAGUGGAUCAUCCAUUUUUUAUUUCAAUUCUAUGGAAAGAUUCUAUACCAAUAUUUCUUGGACAUGUAACAACUCCAAUGGACUAAUGAAUAGAGAUGAUCAUAUAUUAUGCUUUUAUUGAUAUGAUGUGUAUGAAUGAACUUUGAAAAGGUUAAACUGUGUUUUUAAGUAAUUUGAAUUUUGAUUUUAAUUUCACCGUAAAGAUUUGUUUGUUAUUUUGC
This is a messenger RNA of Schistosoma turkestanicum, 2048 nucleotides long. NCBI's taxonomy places the organism in Eukaryota, Metazoa, Platyhelminthes, Trematoda, Strigeidida, Schistosomatidae. The record is from the annotation of a GenBank genome assembly.